AAGGCUCAUUUGAAAACAGAAAAUAUUUACAGUUAACUCACUCAAUCUACUAAUACUUUUAACCAAAUUUCAUCUCAAUUCUAGUUAACAAUAAAAUGGUAAAACUUUUGAUUAUCGUUUCUCUUAUUUUCACCCUCUCGGUGGCUCUUACUUCAGCUGAAGAUGGGCCUGAUACUGCUCCAAUCCCGUUCCUCCUUUGGGCUGCCUCUGAUCCUGCCGAAGAAAAUGAAGUAGAAAAAAUUAAUUUGAAGAAAUUUUUCAAGUUUACUGAAGAUCAUCGAGCGGAAAUCAACAAAUUCUACGAAAAUAAUGACGCUGUUGGUGUUACACUUGAUGGUCGGUAAUGCAGAGGCAUCAGGAACCACUGGAGUUAUUUGGCCUGUGGCUUUAGCAAAGAUCGCUUUAAAGAAACAAAUUGGGUUGACUGAGAAUAAGGAACAUGGUGUUCCCUCGCUGGUUGCAUGGGCCAUGAGGAAAACUGGACCAGGAACAUCGUAUUCAUCAGUUAAUCGAGCCGAUUUAGUCACCUUUAUCCUCGAACAUAAGUCCAAGAUCAUUGAAUAUUUGAACAAUGGAGAUGUUGAAGGUUUGAUCAAUUACAUGGUUUCAACUUCAACUGAAUCAGGAACCAAAGACGUCGAUUGGAAACAAGUUAUCAAUUAUCUUAAGGACGAGAGACAAUUGUACCAAUACCCAUGUGGCUUCUUGAACCUUCAACUUUGUGACAGAAUUCCAAAAUGAAAUCGGUUGAUUACACCAAAUAUCGAUUCUCUCAAGAAUUGAAGUAGAAAAUUCAAUAAAUAUUUAAUUUCUAUUCAAA
Molecule: messenger RNA, 820 nt
Organism: Panonychus citri (citrus red mite)
Lineage: Eukaryota; Metazoa; Arthropoda; Arachnida; Trombidiformes; Tetranychidae
Exons: 2
Coding region: 310-741 (143 amino acids)
Source: RefSeq, a predicted model, not a curated record